GCCGCGCGGAAUGGGCAGGGCCGAGGCCAAGGCGGCGACGGCGGCGGCCAGUGCUAGAGGCGGCGGCACAACGAGGGCCCUCAAGCCCGACCACCAUGAGCACCAAGCAGGUCACUUGCAGAUAUUUUAUGCAUGGUGUGUGUCGGGAAGGAAACCAGUGCCUGUUCUCACAUGACUUGGCGAACAGCAAGCCAUCCACCAUCUGCAAAUACUAUCAGAAGGGCUACUGCGCCUAUGGGACUCGUUGCAGAUACGAUCACACAAGGCCUUCUGCUGCAGCUGGUGGUGCCAUGGGCACCAUGCCCCACGGCGUGCCCUCCCCGGGUUUCCACAGUGCUCACCCUGCUUCCGACCUCACUGCAUCUAUUGUGAAAACGAACUUACAUGAGCCUGGGAAACGGGAAAAGAGAACACUGGUACUUAGAGACCGAAAUCUCUCUGGCAUGGCUGAAGAAAAGACUUGCCCAAGUAUGGUGAGUAAUCCAGGAGGCUGCAGUGAUCCCCAGAAUAGCCCAGAGAUGAAGCCGCAUUCCUACCUCGAUGCGAUCAGGAGUGGCCUUGAUGACCUAGAAGCCAGCAGCUCCUACAGCAGUGAGCAGCAGCUGUGUCCCUACGCGGCGGCGGGGGAGUGCCGAUUUGGGGAUGCUUGUGUCUACUUGCAUGGAGAAGUGUGUGAAAUCUGUAGGUUACGAGUCCUGCAUCCCUUCGACCCAGAGCAAAGGAAAGCUCAUGAGAAGAUCUGCAUGUCGACUUUCGAACAUGAGAUGGAAAAGGCCUUUGCCUUCCAAGCAAGUCAGGACAAAGUGUGCAGUAUCUGCAUGGAAGUGGUCCUCGAGAAGGCAUCUGCUUCUGAGAGGAGAUUUGGGAUUCUGUCCAACUGCAAUCACACAUACUGCUUGUCCUGCAUCCGGCAGUGGAGAUGCGCCAAGCAGUUUGAGAACCCAAUCAUUAAGUCUUGUCCAGAAUGCCGUGUGAUAUCAGAGUUUGUAAUUCCAAGUGUGUACUGGGUAGAAGAUCAGAAUAAAAAGAAUGAGUUGAUUGAAGCUUUCAAACAGGGAAUGGGGAAAAAAGCUUGUAAAUACUUUGAGCAAGGCAAGGGGACCUGCCCAUUUGGAAGCAAAUGCCUUUACCGCCACGCUUAUCCUGACGGGCGGCUGGCAGAGCCUGAGAAACCUCGGAAACAGCUCAGUUCUGAGGGCACCGUGAGGUUCUUUAAUUCAGUGCGGCUCUGGGAUUUCAUUGAGAAUCGAGAAAGCCGGCAUGUCCCCAGCACUGAAGAUGUCGACAUGACAGAGCUUGGGGACCUCUUCAUGCACCUGUCUGGAGUGGAGUCAUCAGAACCCUAAGUAGUAGACGGUUCCCCCUGCAUCUUGGGCUCUGCCGGCCAAGCCUUCCCCAAGCUAGGGUGUGCAGAGCUUCGUUUACUGCAACCCAAGGUGGCACGUGGCUUGGAUUUGACUGGGGUUGUACUUAACCUUGGUCUCAUCCCCUCUCCCAUUAUUACAGCCAUGGGAGGAGUGAAAGAUAUAAAAUGACCCGACAAGUAUAUGGAAUCGCUACUUUUCUAGUUGAUCUCUUGAGUUGCACCUCAGGCUCCUCAGGGGAACCAGCUAACCAGCCAGAGUUUUGAUUGAUUGCUUUUAAAAGCAGCCUGGCUCCUGUCCUUGAGCUUUAGCUCCCUAGAAACAGUCACCUUGCAACUGCCCUUAAAGCAGAUUUGUUUUCCUUGACAAAGGAUUCUUCACCCCUGUGAGAUGAUUCCUCUGUAGUGGAUUUCCCUAGUGUACUUAGUGUGUAGCCAAAAACCGUUUUUCGAAAAGCUCUGUAUAAAUCAACUUAACAGUGGGCACCGCACACCUUAGCAUAAAACUUGUAGUGCUCUUUGGUGUCCCCCGUCAGAGCAGGAGUUGCCCGUGUGUUCAGUCAACAGUGUGUAAACCUUCUUCCCUGUAAGGGCAGGGGCUCUUGGAGCAGUGGGAAGUGUAGCGCAGCAAAGCAGAGGUAUAGCCCCUCAUUUCUGAUUGGUGUUGGGGCCACAUGCUCCAGGGAAACACCUGCCUGUCACCUGUGGGAUUCCUUGGGACUCUUCUUGGGCUCAUGCCCCAAGGGUCACUUUACUAGGGGUUCAGCACACACAUGCUCUUAUGUGUGGCCCCUGCUCACCCAUUUGAUCUGUAAAGCGUGGCUUUGAUUGCCAAUUUUAUAAAAAAGUUAACGGCACCCAACAAAGUUUCUACUUCUGACCCCAGCAUUGGUCCUAAAAGAACAAGUCCUCUAUGCUAAGUUGUGACUUUAAUUGAAGGAAUAGAACAUUGUGAAUCAGAACAAACUCACCCCGAGCCUGAAUUAAUCUAUUUUUAUAAACAGCUUAUAGAGAUACCAAAUAUUUUACAAAAUGCAUUAAAGUGUGGGUAGAAAAAGGUCUACUCUUACCUGAGGUUAGAGUGGGCUUUUUGGAGAAUUUUUAUAGUUAACUCUUUAGUGAAAUGUGACAGCACAAAGGCUGAUGUAAAUUCCUUCCCAGUAGAGGCUCCGGGCCCAUUUCCUGCUGCUUGUGUUCUUGCUCCAGGAGGGAUGAGCAGAUGGGGGAGAGUUCAAGCUUCGAGCUCAGUAGAAGGAAAGAACAGCCAUUAAACCUACAUUUAAUUUAUUUUAUUAAAAUAACAUAAUUGAAGAACCAUCAGAUAACUGUAUUUUGUCAGGCGCAAUAAAAACGAAAUUAAAACCCUAAUCAUCAAGAAAACCUGUACUCCUGGCUUCCUUGCAUCCACAUGAUGUGACUGAAGAGAGAGGCUGGCCCGGUGGCCCCGCCCCACAGGGGCAACUCCUGGA
Messenger RNA from Enhydra lutris kenyoni (northern sea otter), 2832 nucleotides. RefSeq names its product makorin ring finger protein 2 (gene MKRN2). The record is from RefSeq and is a predicted model, not a curated record. Bases 96 to 1346 code for a protein of 416 amino acids. Gene Ontology annotation, molecular function: metal ion binding; ubiquitin protein ligase activity. Gene Ontology annotation, biological process: protein polyubiquitination. NCBI's taxonomy places the organism in Eukaryota, Metazoa, Chordata, Mammalia, Carnivora, Mustelidae. The transcript has 8 exons.